Crotalus tigris (Tiger rattlesnake) is the source of this 11171-nucleotide messenger RNA. It is a transcript of the gene RAPGEF6, whose product is annotated as Rap guanine nucleotide exchange factor 6. The transcript has 31 exons. The record is from RefSeq and is a predicted model, not a curated record. Lineage: Eukaryota; Metazoa; Chordata; Lepidosauria; Squamata; Viperidae. Bases 715 to 5709 code for a protein of 1664 amino acids. Gene Ontology annotation, molecular function: guanyl-nucleotide exchange factor activity; protein binding. Gene Ontology annotation, biological process: positive regulation of ERK1 and ERK2 cascade; small GTPase-mediated signal transduction.
UUUUGCCCGGCCACCCCCUCCCCAGUUGAGGCAGGGCUCCUUCCCGCGAGCUCGGCGGUGGGUGGGCGCCUUGGAUUGCCUUUCGGGUGCGGGGAAGCUUGCCGCGAGGUGAGUUUCUCGGCUCCUGAGGAGGUGCCCGGCGGCGUUUUUAAUUUUCUUCUUUCCCUCUCGUUCUCCAGCCGCACCGUCCCAGCCGGCCGGACUUGCAGGCACUUCCUGCAAGUGUGGCCGGCUGGGACGUUGCGGUUAGGGAGUCUGCCUCUCGCGCCCAGCAGUGGCGAAGGGGGCGAGCUUGGGAGGAAGAACAGCGAGGGAGACUCAGCAGGCGCGACUUUGGGCUCCUCAAGAGUAAGGAAGAAAGCAACGGGAGCCGCCGCCGCCACAGACCGCCCGCUUGUCGAAGAGGGACCCCGGGCAGGACGCUCGGCUGGUGGUGGAUCUCCAGUUCCCUCGGCUGGCCACGGCCCUCUCUUGAUGAAAUCUUUGAGUUUGCCAGUUGUUUGGGAUUAGUUACGAAAGAAGAAAGGAGGAGGAGGAGGAGGAGGAGGAAAAAAAAGAAAAUCUUUAAAUCAACGUCAUUUUAACUCGGGGGUUUGGCUGGACUUAAAAAGAAGGGGAAAAAAUCGCGCUCCCGAGCUCGCGUAUUGUUUUCCCUCGCUCGCUUUCAUAAACUAACUCCGAAGAACUCUGUAAUUGGAUAACAAGAGUAAUAGGAUGACAUCCCUUGUAGAUCCCAGGAUUAAACUAGCUUUGAGGAAGAAACCAUCUGAAAGAACUCAAGAGGAAUUAAAUACUAUCUAUUACUAUCUUCAUGGAAUGGAUAUAUUAUCUCAUCUCAGGGAGCAUCAGUUAAGAAUUAUGACUUCCAGUGCACGGUACAAAAGAUAUGAUGGAAAUCAAGUUUUAUUUUGCUCUGAUACUAUUGCAAGAUGCUGGUAUAUUCUUCUUUCUGGAUCUGUGCUUAUGAAGGAUUCUAUGUUUUUGCCACCCUGCAGCUUUGGCAAGCAAUCUGGAGGAAAACGAGGUUGUGAAUGCAUUGUGUUGGAACCUUCAGAAAUGAUCGUGGUAGAUAAUUCAAAAGAGAAUGAAGACAAUAUCUUGCAAAGGGAAGUGCCUCUUCGACAAUCUCGCCGGAGGUUUCGGAAGAUUAAUCAGAGGGGAGAACGUCAGACCAUCACAGAUAAUGUGGAUGUUAGUAGCUACCUUUCACUUCCAGCAGACCUUACCAAGAUGCAUCUCACAGAUAAUCAGCAUCCGCAGGUCACACAUGUCCCUUCAAGUCAAUCUGGCUGUAGCAUUGCCAGUGAUUCUGGGAGUAGCAGUUUAUCAGACAUCUAUCAGGCUACAGAAAGUGAGAUGGGAGAUGUGGAUUUAACCGGUCUCCCAGAAGCACCAGUAGAUUCUGAAGAUGAUGAAGAAGAAGAUGAAGACAUUGAUAGAACAUCUGACCCUCUGCUAGGGCGAGAUGUUGUUCGGGAGUGUCUUGAAAAAGAACCUGCUGACAAAACAGAUGAUGAUAUUGAACAAUUAUUGGAAUUUAUGCAUCAGCUUCCAGCAUUUGCAAACAUGACUAUGUCAGUAAGAAGAGAACUUUGUUCAGUCAUGAUAUUUGAAGUGGUAGAGCAAGCAGGAGCCAUCAUCCUUGAAGAUGGACAAGAACUUGACUCUUGGUAUGUUAUUUUAAACGGCACCGUGGAAAUUAGCUAUCCUGAUGGGAAAACAGAAAGUCUUUGUAUGGGAAAUAGUUUUGGGAUUACCCCAUCUCUGGAAAAACAACACAUGAACGGUGUGGUUAGGACCAAAGUAGAUGAUUGCCAGUUUGUAUGUAUAGCCCAGCAGGACUAUUGGCGUAUUUUGAACCAUGUUGAAAAAAAUACGCAUAAAGUGGAAGAAGAAGGAGAAAUUGUUAUGGUGAAGGAGCACAGAGAAUUAGACCGCAGUGGAACCAGAAAAGGACACAUUGUCAUUAAGGCUACACCUGAACGUCUCAUUAUGCAUUUAAUAGAAGAGCACUCUAUUGUGGAUCCAACCUACAUUGAAGACUUUUUAUUAACAUUCAGAACAUUUUUGUCAAGCCCUCUGGAAGUUGGAGACAAACUUUUAGAGUGGUUUCAGGUUGACAGUCUCAGGGACAAGGUUACUCGAGUUGUACUGCUAUGGGUGAAUAACCAUUUUAAUGAUUUUGAAGGAGAUCCAGCCAUGACAAGAUUUUUGGAAGAAUUUGAAAAAAAUUUGGAAAAUGCGAAAAUGAAAGGACAUCUCAGGUUACUAAACAUUGCAUGUGCUGCAAAAGCAAAGUGGAGACAAGUCACCUUGCAAAAGCCUUCUAGAGAUUCACCACUUUUCUUCAGUCUUCUUGGAGGGAGCGAAAAAGGUUUUGGUAUUUUCGUAGAGUCAGUGGAAUCGGGAAGCAAAGCAGCAGAAGCUGGGCUUAAACGUGGUGAUCAGGUAAUGGAAGUAAAUGGGCAAAACUUUGAGAACAUUACAUUUUCAAAAGCAACUGAAAUCUUGAGAAACAAUACUCAUCUUUCCAUCACUGUAAAAACAAAUAUUUUUGUAUUCAAAGAACUACUUAGUAGGAUAGGACAGGAGAAGAACGGAGUUCCACAUAUUCCCAAAAUAGCAGAAAAGAAAAAUAAUCGUUACUCCAUCCCAGAUAUUCCUGGAGAUGUGGAACAAAUGUUUCCACGUGAGAAAGCAAACAAGAAAAUGAAAGCAAAUACUGUGUCUGGAGGAAGAAACAGAAUCAAGAAAAUUUUAGACAAGACACGAUUCAGUAUCUUGCCUCCAAAACUGUUCAGCUUUCUAAUAAUCUCUUAUAGUGAUGGCAGUGUAAGCCAGUCACAAGAUGACAGCAUUGUGGGAACAAGACAGUGCAGACACAGUUUGGCAAUUAUGCCUAUUCCUGGCACACUUUCAUCCAGCAGUCCUGAUCUCUUACAACCCACAACUAGCAUGCUGGAUUUUUCAAAUCCUUCAGCAGUUGGCUUUUACUACAUUCCUGAUCAGGUUAUAAGAGUCUUCAAAGCUGAUCAACAGAGUUGUUACAUUAUCAUCAGCAAAGACACUACAGCAAAAGAAGUUGUAAGCCACGCAGUACAUGAAUUCAACUUGACAGGAACCCCAGAGACCUAUUCUCUGUGUGAGGUUUCUGUGAGCACGGAAGGAGUCAUCAAACAGAGAAGGCUUCCCGACCAGUUCUCAAAGUUAGCAGACCGAAUUCAGCUCAACGGGAGGUAUUAUUUGAAAAAUAAUAUGGAAACAGAGACUCUGUGCUCAGAUGAAGAUGCUCAAGAAUUGCUAAGAGAAAGCCAAAUCUCACUUUUACAGCUGAGUACUAUUGAAGUGGCUACUCAGCUCUCGAUGAGAGACUUUGAAUUGUUUCGAAACAUUGAACCUACUGAGUAUAUUGAUGAAUUAUAUAAGCUGGAUUCUAAAACAGGAAACACUAACCUGAAACAAUUUGAGGAUGUUAUUAAUCAAGAAACGUUUUGGGUUGCUACGGAAAUUCUGUCUGAAACAAAUCAGCUGAAAAGGAUGAAGAUUGUAAAACAUUUCAUAAAAAUCGCUCUCCAUUGCAGGGAAUGCAAGAAUUUCAACUCUAUGUUUGCUGUUAUUAGUGGUCUUAAUCUGGCACCUGUGGCUAGACUCAGAAGUACAUGGGAAAAGUUACCAAGCAAAUAUGAAAAACACCUUAGAGAUCUUCAGGAUCUUUUUGAUCCUUCUAGGAAUAUGGCAAAGUAUCGCAAUAUCCUCAGCAGUCAGAGCAUGCAGCCUCCAAUUAUUCCAUUAUUCCCAGUGGUCAAGAAAGAUAUUACAUUUCUACAUGAAGGAAAUGAUUCAAAGGUGGAUGGUUUGGUAAAUUUUGAGAAACUGAGAAUGAUUGCUAAAGAGAUACGGCAGGUUGUCAGAAUGACUUCUGCUAAUAUGGAUCCUGCUGUGAUGUUCAGACAAAGGAAGAAGAGGUGGAGGAGUUUGGGGUCACUGAGUCAGGGUAGCACAAAUUCAAACAUGUUGGAUGUUCAAGGCGGUGCUCACAAAAAACGUGCUCGGCGCAGCUCUCUUUUAAAUGCAAAAAAGUUGUAUGAAGAUGCACAGAUGGCCAGGAAAGUCAAACAGUACCUAUCCAAUCUAAAUGUGGAAACAGAUGAAGAAAAAAUCCAGAUAAUGUCACUUCAGUGUGAGCCUACAUACAGCACUUUGACAAAAAAUUUAAGUGAAAGACGAGGUACGAAAAUAUCAGAGAUGUCUCCGAUGCCACUGAGGUCUGUUGGCCAAACCACAAAAGCCCACUUACAUCAGCAAAACAGAAUGAGUCAAGUUCUUCAAGUUCCAGCAGUUAAUCUCUAUCCUAUUCGGAAAAAAGGACCAGCCAAAGACCACGUUGCUUUUAGUGCAGGUUCUCCUCAAAAGUCACUUAGUUUAUCUGAAGAACCAAGCAGUAAAAAGCACCCAGAAGAUGACAUCUCUGUGGCAUCAUCAUUGCAUUCCAGCCCUGCUGCUUCCCCUCAGGAAUCUCCACGCAAAGUUAAUAACUCACAGAGGUCUGAAAACUGCAGCCAGCUUAAUCUGUCUGGUUCGUCUUCCUCUCUUGCAAGUGAAACAAGCAACAAGAACAGUGGACAUCGCAGCUAUGGAAUAGGCUAUGCCCUGAUCCCGUCUGCCAAAUCUGAGAAUUUUUCCGAUUCCAGCCAUAGUGAGAUCUCCUCACGAUCCAGCAUUGUCAGCAACUGUUCUGCUGACUCCAUGUCUGCAGCCCUUCAAGAUGAGAGGUGCCUGCCUCAGACAAUGGUGAUAGAUGCAGUUGGGGCAGUGGAAAGGAGAGAGCCCUUUCAGCCACCACUUGAAUACAACCAGCCUUGCCCCGGUUUAAGCUGGCCCCUGCCUAGACCUCCAGUGAUCCGAGGGUUGCUGGUCCCAUCUUCCAUGAGCACCGAGGAGAUUUCUCAUGAGCACCUCACAAUAGAAGCAGCAGAUAGCGGCCGUGGAAGCUGGACCUCUUGUUCGAGUAACUCUCAUGAUAAUUUUCAAAACAUACAGAACCAAAAGGGGUGGGACCUCUUAAACUCUUACCGCCAUGCUCAUUUAGAAAGGGCCAUUGCUGAAGUGGAGCCAUCCAGCUGCUGUUCUGAGGAGACUCGUUUGCAGUCACACAGCCACUCAGACGGUAGUCGGCAAUCCAAAACUGGCAUGGACUUUGACCAGUCCCGGCACAGCUGGGCUUCAUGUACUUCCUUGUCGGACCUGCACGAAACAAACUAUGGGACCAUAAAACGAAGAGGACUGGAGAGCAUAACAGCAGAGCAAGCUGAAGUUUUGGACGCUAAAACUGGCAGUGAUGCAACUUACAAAACUGUCACUUCAAGUACAGAGCAUGGCCUCAUAGUGUACUGUGUCACCUCAUCUAAGGAAGACACUAGAUAUAGGGAGCCACCGCCCACCCCGCCAGGAUAUAUGGGGAUCUCUUUAGCGGACAUAAAAGAAGGAUCCCACCACCCACACCUAAAGCCUCCAGAUUAUAGUGUGGCGGUACAGAGGUCAAAGAUGCUGUCUAGGCUCUCCUCCACUCCUCUGAGUAGUGAACCAGUGGCCUGUUUUCCAAAGAAGAUGCCUAAGUGGCAUAGCCGGCAACCGUCCCAUCCUAAGCUAGCAGAUAUGACUGGCGCAAAUAGUGAAGAGGAUGAAGAUGAACAAGUAUCGGCAGUCUAGUCUCUACGCUUCCUGUGAAACUUGUUUCAAAUUUUACCAACAUUGGAGGAACGAAUUUUACAGUAUUGUCAGUUAUAGCUGACAGCUUGCUGCUAUUGACUUCAAAGAAUUGUGUUUGCUCUCUUCGACUAGUAGGAUGAAUUAUCUGGAUUGUAAUUUUGAAUUUGCUUCAGCCCACUGCAGUCAGUUUGAUGGAGUCUGUGUUGGAAAGAGAAAACACUCAUUCUAAGAAAUACUGACCCUGUAUUGCAGUAUGAAGAAGGACCUAAUAUAUGAUGCGUCGGGGCCAGCUUGGGAGCAAUCUUCUGUAGAAGAACUAUAGAAUCUUUUAAAUAGACUUUGUUCAGAUAUUUUCUCUAUAACUGUUACGGCUCUUGGUUGAAGAAAGUUAUUUCAUGUACUUACAUGAAAACUACAUCAAAACUUAAGAAACUUCUGCAACAAUCUCAACAGUAAUUUAUUAAUUUGGAAUUUAUAUAAGUUUUUUUUUUUUGUAAAGUAUUGGAAUGCUCUGGUUGGCUAAUGUGAAUGCUUUUUCAAAGAAAAUAAGGAAGCAAAUUGUUUAGGUGUUAAUGUGAUGUCUUAUGCUAAGCAAAAUACUUUUGAUUUCUGAGGAACUGGAUGUUCAUGAAUGCAGCUAGAAGUUUACUUACAGUGCAACCACCAACCACUUCAAUUUGUAAAGUAUCAAGACCUUCGAUGUGCAUAUAAUAGUGAAAUACUGCCAUCUAUUGAUUCUUUAUUUUAAAACCAGUGAAAUACACAGUUUCUUUCAGCUGUCAGAUGAUUACCCUAAGGGAAUAGUUGCGUUUGUUUUUCUUUCCUACAUUCCAUUUUCUUCCUCCUUGUCUAAACAGUUUCAUGGAACAUUUGUAUCAUUACAAAUGAUUUUUUUUUCCUUCUACAAGACUUGUAUUGGAGAAGUAUCCAACAAGUUCCAUUUUUUAGAAACUAGCAUAAAAUUUUCAAACUUGUAAAUUUAGGAGCAAAGUCAUAGAAGUAAGAAGGCCCUUAGAUGAUGUUCGUGAUGAUAGUAAAGUCUGUAUUUUAUUUCCGACUUUCAAUUUUAUUUGAAACUUUUCCCAUUCUGUAAGAGCAGUUUGGUUUGCAAGUCUCCCCCCCCCCCCGUACUUAAAUUGUUCAUAAAUUUUUAUGUUUGUGAAAUCCAAGAUGAGCUCUUGCAUUUGGAAAAAUGGUAAUUCCCAGUACAUGACAAACACAAAAAGGCAAAGAAUUUUCCAGAUUUGAAAUGAAAGGCAUUUUUCAACAUUUUAUUCAUUGAUGACUUUACUACUGGCAUUUGGACUACUGUUCUGUUGCCAAAAAUAAUGUAUAACAGCUUUUUUAUCAACUUUUCUCUACUAUUACCCUCUCAAUAUAUCUGGAUAAAAACCCCUUGCAUUCCAGCCAGCAAGUUAAAAAUUAUGAAAUAUGAAUAUCUAAAACGAGAUUACAAAUCUGAUUACAAAUAGAAGAGAGUGGACCACAAAUCUAAUUCAAACAUUAUUAAUGGAAUACAUUUUACUAAUUAACCUUAAAUGUUUAGAAUAAGUAGCUAAGAUAUCAGAACUCUUUGUUUUAUUCCCCUCAAAAGCAACCAACAGUGAGAAAAUACUAAAGCUUGAUUUCAACAUUUAUAACAAUGUUAUGGACUAUUGAGAGUUAAACUUCCCUGCACACAUCUACUACAAGUCCCAAAUAAUAGAUUCCCACUGAUUCAGUGACUUUAAAGUACAUUGCAGAUGUAUAAUCUUCUUGAUCCCCAUGUGACAUCCCAACAAGUUGCCAUGUUGAGAAAAAUUGCUCUGGAUCAUCCCAGAUUUUACCAGGAGCAUAUUGAAUGCUUAAAAUACAGUUUUACAAAUCUGAGAACUUGUAAAAUGAAGCAUAUUAUCUGUUGCCACCAGAGUCACCUACUGGUGUCACUUACUUGCUCACCCCUGGUAAGCACAUUCUAUAAAUGAGAAAGAGACAAGGCUUAUGUGUGCUGUAACUCUUAAGCUUUUUGGGUGGGGUGGAGAGUGAAACUUCAGUACUUCUUAUUCUCAAGUGCCUGGUAUAAUUGCAAGAUGGAAUUUACUCUCUUAUCUCAAGCUUGUGUGCUGGAUGUUGGAAAUGCCCAGCAAAUGUGACUUCAAAUCACACUUUAAAAUCCAGUGGAGCUACAGGCAUUUCUGAUUCCACACCGAAUGUCCUUGAAAGAGAUGCUGUCAAGCAGGGCGGGGUGAUUACAAAGGUGCUAUUUUCAGAGAAAGAUGAUUCCCUGACUCAUAUGUAGAAUACAUAUUUGCAUAUGUAUUAUGCAAAAUAAAAAAUGAAAGACUGGACUGACAUGGCAGCUUUACUUAGCCAACCAGAGUGCAUAGCAAAAACUGGAGUUAUUAUUUGUGUUUAUAUUUUUUCCCCUGCUGCAUAAUGGUUGCCUAGUCAAACAUAAUCAGUGGACAUGAAUGUCUCAAUGUAUAUUUAAAGUUUACUUGUAAACCUUAAUAUCAUAAAUGUUUAUAGUCUAGGGUAGAAAGAAGAUGUCUGUCUGUUUUAAAGGUGCCUCAAAUUAAUUCUAUUUUUUACACUUCAAGUUAUACAGAUUUUUCAGAUUUACAUUCUGUGCAAGGUGAAUGUCAAAAUGUUCAGUUUGCAUAUGAGAGCAGUGAUAGCUUUUCCAGAAAGCCUAUAUGCUUGUCUGUUGGAUUGUUCUAAAUCUAUUGGAGAACUCCUUCAAUGCCUUGUAACAUGAAAUUGCAAAUCUGAAUGUAGAAGUGAUAACAUAACUCAACAAUUAAUUCACAGAAUAUAUGUUAUUUACUACUUAAAUAUCUGGAAUACCGUAUUUUUCCAUGUCUAAGACCUAUUUUUUCCUGCAAACACCCUGUUCAAAAAUCAGGUACGUCUUAUACAAGUGCAGUGUCUUAUACACGGAAAAAUAAUGGUAACCUCCGCUGCCCAGGGCAUGCCUGUGUAGGUUGUCAUGCCGCCUGGUGCAGGUGUCAAGCCCCUGUGGGCUUGCCACUAAUGGGAGGGGGGAGGGGGCAAGAUUUUCGGCCGGCCAAACUUCUGGGUUUGCCAGCUCAGCUGUUCAGCGCUCUGCCGAACAGCUGAUCGGCGCGGAGAAACUCGCAUACCAGAGCAUCUUAUACAAGGGUGCGUCUUAUAGAUGGAACAAGAUGGUAAAUAGCCGAGACAUAAAGGUUCUUUUCUCUCCCCCUCCCUCUCAAGACCUUAAGGAAAACCAACAAUGAUAAAAUAUUGAAGCUUGGCUUCCAUGAUUUUAGCAUUCAUAAUAAUGUUAUGAAUAAUGGCACAACAGAGUUGAAAUUUUCCUGCACACAAGCCACCAUAUAAUCCAAAGUAGUACAGUUCCCAUUGUUUCAUAGAUUUUUGAAAAGUGUGUUUUUCAUGGAUCAUCUCCUAGAAACCCAUAACAGAGAUAGGAAGGCAUUUGUAUAGCACCUAUUAAAGUUUUUACUAGAGCUGAUGUCCAACCAUAUAGAUAUGCUAUUAUUCUGUUUAAAACUGCUUAAUGGAUUUGGAUGUCUGCAGGUAUGAACAUACCUUCUGCCAAAUAUUCCUGGACUGUCAGAGAAGGAAGUUAACACUUGUCAAAAGUAAAAUUUUAAAUCUGAGUCCUGAGCUCCCAGCAAGUCCAAUUCAUACAAUGUUUCAUGCAGUUUAUAAGUGCAAACUUAAUUUUAAACUUAAUAGACAGUAUAGUGCUAAGGGCCAACAUUAUAGCAUUUCUCUUAAUUUCAGAUAUUUCAGUUUAUAGAGACAAAACCUUUUUAAGCCUUUUUCUCUUUGGUAGUAAUUUUUGUUAGAUUACCAACCCACUACAGGGUCUUUCCUUGUUGAAAAUCUCAUGAGCCAAAAAUCGCCCUCUUAAAUGUAUUUGUAUCAACAGCAUCAAAGAUGUUUGCUUUUUGAAUGACAUUAUUUUUAAAAUCACUGGGCAUCUUUUAAUACAUUUUUUUUUAAAUGCAGAGCCUGUAGAGUGUAAAUAUGCAGUGGUUCAGCAAGCCCUUUUAACUGCUUCCUCUUUGCACAGUGCAAACUGCCUCAGCCUGUCCUUGCUCUGAUCCUUUGGAGUUUUGGUUUGGUUUUUGCCAGAUUAGUCAGGGACAGUAGCCAAACUGAAAUGGAGCUUAGAUGAGCUCAAGGAGAUAAGGUUUCUUUUUUUAAAAAGCCAUUCAUUAUAAAACUGCCUAACCCCAUUUUGUGCUGUUUACAUAAUGCUUAUUCAUUAUAUAACUGAACAUAUUACUAGCAUGUGCUGCCUCUCCUCCCCACAUUACGUGUUGAUUUUUUUCCAAGUUCUUGAAAGGGCCAAUUCUUCUCUGUAUAUACCAUUUAUUCUGUUUAAAUUGUAUUGUGAGGAAGUUGACCUUAUGUUAAAAGCGCAAUAGGAAUGUUUAAAACUCUCAAACGUGGAACAAGCGUCAGUUUUUAAUUUACAUGAAUAGGAGGAAAAGGAAACCCUGUACCGUAAUAUGUAAGUAGGCCUGUACAUAAUUUGCCAUUUGAUUCCUGUUUGAGACAGGAUUUAUACUGAAGAUUAAGUUAGGAAAGAAGGCAUAAUACUGAACCACAUUUUCCAAAGUGGUGAUUUGUAGGUGCACUUCAGUUACCUUGACACACAGUGUCAUCUGAGGUAAAUUAAAAAGGUUUUGAUUUCACUUGAAUAAGUACAUGGCCAGCCUUUUUCUUCUAAAGUUAAGAGAAUUUUGCACUAAUGCUAAAAAAGCUGAUUCUCACUUCAGCUUUUGAAAAACACUUCUUGAGAUAUGAUCCUGCUGCACAGCUGAGGCGAUUCCAAAUGAUGAGUAAUGGAUAUUCAAUAAGAAUCCAUUAUGUCAAUUUAUCUCAGGAGGUAAAUGAAAGAAGCUUGAUCUAUUCAGCCUUGCAUUCAUACAAAUAGUUUAUAGGAAAGAGUGCUACAGGUCCAUGUAAUGCAUAUUACCUGAAAUGCAAUUUUAAAAAUAUUGCACUUGCCUUCAAAAACUGAUCAGGUAAAAAAUACUUUGAUUGAAACGUUUAAUGCCAACAAACAAAUUUCACCUCCAGUUCAUUCCUCUCCCUUUUUCCUCCAGUUGUACUUGUCAUUGUUGUGUCUUUAAUUUCUUUAUAUAUACAUAGAAUGCAGUUUAGCUUGGUAUUCAUGACAUUUUGCGUAUGUGAGCAUAUGGGCAAAAACUGCACAGUUGUAAUGGUAUUCCAAUGGCAAUUGUAAAACUGCACAAAUCAGUGAUUGUAAAGUAUUCUGUAACAAGCAAUGUUUGUCUUCUAUUUUUUUAUACCUCUUACACUUAUGUCUUUUAGAAAGACAGUGCCUCUGUAUGCUUUUUUGUAUUUUUACUGGGUGAUUGUAAAUAUUUGUUAUAUUUUUGGUUAAGAGAAUGUUUAAAAGUAUUGUUUAAUAUCCAAUCUACUAAUGAUGUUGGAACCAAUAAACAACUUAUCAUGGAUUA